GACGGCGAGGUCUGGAUGCUUAGGCCUUGGUGUUGGUGUCGGCUAGAGCAAAGCAUUGCCUUUUUCAUCGUGAGGAGUUGGCAGUCCAGUUCGCCGCCAACGGGCACAUAAUACAUAUAUAUCUCUGGACUGAAGGCUCUCCCACCCUUUCUCUCCUCAUCUUCUGCCUCUGUCGCUUAGUUCUGUCUGUUUCCUCUCUGUCCAGUCCGUUGAUACCCUCAGACGAUCAGCCAUGGUUCUUGAGCGUGUGAAGCAGUUGGCCCAACAGGUGUCCAACACUGUUGCUCCUCCCCAUCCUUUCGACCCCCUCUCUUCCCUUGAGAUCGAGACAGCCGUUUCUCUGCUUCGAUCACAGUAUGGCAAGCUGUAUUACAACGCCGUGACGCUGUACGAGCCACCGAAGGCUGAGAUGCUGAAAUGGCUGGCUGAUCCCGACCACACCCCCAAGCCACACCGUGUCGCCGACAUUGUGGUCAUUUCGCCAGACGGCAAAGUGUUCGACGGCCAUGUUGACCUCACCGAGCGCAAGGUGAUCAAAUGGGAACAUACGCCCGGCGUGCAGCCUCUGAUCACCAUGGAAGAUCUCCAAAUCGUCGAACAUGUCGUUCGCAAGGACCCCGGCGUCAUUGAGCAGUGCGGUCUGAUUGGCAUCCCGCCCGAGGAGAUGCACAAGGUCUACUGCGACCCCUGGACCAUCGGAUACGAUGAGAGAUUCGGCAAUUCCGUCAGACUGCAGCAGGCCCUGAUGUACUAUCGUCCUCACGUCGACGACUCUCAAUAUUCGUUUCCCCUAGAUUUCUGCCCCAUCUACGACGCAAACAAGCAGAAGAUCAUCCACAUUGAUGUGCCCAAGGUUCGACGACCUCUGAGCAAGGCACCACCGAACAACUACCACGUCAAGUCGAUCGAAGAGAUCGGUGGCUACCGAACCGACCUCAAGCCGAUCAACAUCACCCAGCCCGAAGGUGUCAGUUUCAAAAUCAAUGGCCGCAUCAUCGAAUGGCAAAACUGGUCCAUCCAUGUCGGCUUCAACUACCGAGAGGGCAUCGUGCUCAGCAACAUCACAUAUUUUGACAAGGUAGAGAACAAGGUGCGACCUAUUUUCUACCGCCUUUCACUCGCCGAAAUGGUUGUCCCCUACGGCAACCCUGAGCACCCCCAUCAGCGCAAACACGCCUUCGACUUGGGCGAGUACGGUGGUGGGUACAUGACCAACUCACUGAGCUUGGGUUGCGACUGCAAGGGCAGCAUUCACUACAUGGACGCCGAGUUCGUGAACAAGGCCGGCGCGGCACAAACGAUCAAAAACGCAAUCUGCAUCCACGAAGAGGACAACGGCAUCCUGUUCAAACACUCGGACUUCAGAGACGACUCGGUCAUCGUGACCCGCGCCCGCAAGCUGAUCGUUUCCCACAUCUUCACCGCCGCAAACUACGAGUACUGCGUCUACUGGAUCUUCCACCAAGAUGGCACCGUCCAGCUCGAGAUCAAGCUCACAGGUAUCCUCAACACCUACGCGAUGAACCCCGGCGAGGACACCAAAGGAUGGGGCACGGAAGUCUACCCCGGCGUCAACGCCCACAACCAUCAACACUUGUUCUGUCUGCGCAUCGACCCCAACAUCGACGGACCCAACAACACGGUAUUCCAGGUCGACGCCGCCCAGGGUGCCGGGGAACCGGGCUCCGUGGAGAACUACUACGGCAACGCCUUCUAUGCCAAGAGGACAAAGUACACCAACCCCACGGAGGCCAUGGCGGACUACAACGGAUCGAGCUCGCGGACCUGGGACAUGUGCAAUGAGAACAAGCUGAACCCCUACUCCAAGAAGCCCGUGUCAUACAAGCUGGUGAGCAGGGAGGUGCCGGCGCUGCUGCCCAAGGAGGGAUCCCUGGUGUGGAAGCGGGCCGGUUUCUCCAGGCACGCCGUGCAUGUGACGAAGUACUCCGACGACCAGGUGCACCCGGCCGGGCGCCACGUGCCGCAAACCUCAGGCGAGCCCUCGAUGGGCCUGCCGCAGUGGAUCGCGGCGAACCCGACGGCCAAGAUCGACAACGAGGACAUUGUGCUGUGGCACACCUUUGGCAUCACCCACUUCCCGGCCCCGGAGGACUUCCCGGUCAUGCCCGCGGAGCCGAUGACGCUGCUGCUGCGGCCGCGCAACUUCUUCGUGCGCAACCCGGCCCUCGACGUCCCGCCCAGCUACGCCCGCACGCCCAGCGAGGUCGCCGCGGGCAGCAGCGGGUGCGCGUGCGAGAAGGACAAGGCCAGCGUGCGGGUCUAAACUUUGGGUGGGCAGGGGGUUGAGUAGUGUGCUCGUCCGGUUCAUAUUCUGUGGGCGAGAAUGAUUCUCUUAAAGUUUCCCUUAAUUUAUUGAUAUGUGAGCCGGGAAAAAAAUCUUGGCGGGAAUCUUGCUAUCUGUUUGGACAUGAGACACUCGGUACGAAGCUAUCUGCGAAAAGGAAAUGUUACUCCUGGUAUGCAACACCUCUUUAU
Molecule: messenger RNA, 2496 nt
Organism: Cladophialophora immunda
Lineage: Eukaryota; Fungi; Ascomycota; Eurotiomycetes; Chaetothyriales; Herpotrichiellaceae
Exons: 2
Coding region: 233-2284 (683 amino acids)
Biological process (GO): amine metabolic process
Molecular function (GO): quinone binding; primary methylamine oxidase activity; copper ion binding
Source: RefSeq, a predicted model, not a curated record